Molecule: messenger RNA, 844 nt
Organism: Oncorhynchus gorbuscha (pink salmon)
Lineage: Eukaryota; Metazoa; Chordata; Actinopteri; Salmoniformes; Salmonidae
Product: phytanoyl-CoA hydroxylase-interacting protein-like
Exons: 1
Cellular component (GO): cytoplasm
Source: RefSeq, a predicted model, not a curated record
AGAGACACAGGACAACCGGAUGCUCCCGACUGUAAAGGACAACAGUGGCAGCCACGGCUCUCCCAUCAGUGGCAAGCUGGAAGGCAUCUACUUCAGCUGCAACACGGAGUUCAACACAGGCAAGCCCCCCCAGGACUCCCCCUACGGAUGCUACCGCUUCCAGAUCCAGGCCCAGGUCCUGUUCAACCCCAAGACCAACCUGUACUUCGGGGACUUCUACUGCAUGUACACAGCCUACCACUACGUGAUCCUGGUGCUGGCCCCAGAGGGCUCCCCAGGGGACCGAUUCUGUAAGGGCCGCCUCCCGGCGCUGGACAUCUUCGACAACUGCUUCCUGACAUGCACCCAGGAGGAGAAGGGGGGGCUGGUGUUCCACCACGCCCAGGAUGUGAUUCUGGAGGUGAUUUACACCGAGCCCGUGGACCUGGCCCUAGGCAGCGUGGAGGAGAUCCAAGGACACCAGCUCAGUAGCAUGUCCACCAUCAAUGCUAAGAAGGACCCCAGUUGCAAGACCUGCAACAUCAGCGUGGGACGAUAACCAGCAAACUGUGGGGGGGGAAGGGGGCGUUACUACGAGGUCCCUGCAGUUCUACGGAUAAUAAUACUUCUCUAACCCUAUUGGCUGUGGUGAUUCUCUAAUCCUAUUGGCUGUGGUGAUUCUCUAACCCUAUUGGCUGUGGUGAUUCUCUAACCCUAUUGGCUGUGGUGAUUCUCUAACCCUAUUGGCUGUGGUGAUUCUCUAACCCUACUGGCUGUGGUGAUUCUCUAACCCUACUGGCUGUGAUGAUUCUCUAACCCUGUUGGCUGUGGUGAUUCUCUAACCCUACUGGCUGUGGUGACUCUC